Molecule: messenger RNA, 551 nt
Organism: Prorocentrum cordatum
Lineage: Eukaryota; Dinophyceae; Prorocentrales; Prorocentraceae
Source: the annotation of a GenBank genome assembly
GCCAGAAGCUGCUCCAGCAGGCGGCGGAGCUGGCGAACGACACCGCCUUGAAGCGCAUGCUCAGCGCCACUGCCACCUCGGCAGGAGAGCUGGUGCCCGUCGUUCCCUCGCCCGUGAACGCCCCGCCUGUCGGCGCGCUCAAGAAGGAGAAGGCGCACAAGCUGGCCACCGAGUCAGCAGAGGCGUCUCGGGCUAAGAGGGCGGCGGCGGCAGCAUGUGCCAAUGCCGAGGGCGUCGGGCCCACAGGCUCAGGCGACGCCACCACCGGGCCCAACAAGCUUUUCACCACCGAGUGGGACGGGAAGUUCUCCCAGGAGGCGGGCGCCAUGGAAUGCGAGCCCGCCGACAAGGAGGCGCUCACCAGGCCCCAGACGCAGCUGGAGGAGGCGCGCUCAGACUUCCGGGGGCGCGAGGAGGAGAGCAAACGCUGGCUCAAGCAGGCCGACGAGAACGAGCGUUGCAUCACGGAGCGCAUGGCCAAGAAGCGGCAGGCCAACGACACGAGCGCCCAGCCGCCCACGGCGACGCACCAGCAGGAGGAAGCCGCCAAU